CUCUCCGCGUGCAGGAACAUCCCUCCUCUCUCGGUUGUCACGUUCCAAUCACGAAGCGGACGGGGCAUUUCCGCUCUUGAGAGCAACCACCUUGGCUGUUUGCGCGGCGUCCGAUGAGUUCCCGCUCUAACGACCUGAGCUUGUUCGACGCCUGUUACUGUUCGGUCUCCCAUUCUAACUUCCCUCAAGGCCCUGGACGCAGCAUUUCUGUCCUUCCGCAAUUCCCUGUUUCUCUGCUCUAGUGGCUUUUGCCCUAACCGGUCCCAAUUCGAUUCGUCCCGGUUUGCUCGCCCUACCUAAGGCCGCGCCAGCAGUGUGGCGGCCUAACUUUCUUAUUCUAGAGUCACAGCACGUUGUUUCAAUCGGCAGUCCACGCUCAAUCUCAUCAGACAUCUUGCUUUCGUGGAACCAGGCUGGUCUAUUAAGUCGACGUUCAUCCGAGAAGUUGGCGUGGUAUCCUUCCAAGCGCCUCACUGCGUAGGCCAGAGACUCCCUUCUGUUCUCACCGCGGAUUCGACGGCAACACCCUUUCUGUUAGUUGAAUGCCUUCACCGACCACAGACGCGUGUGUCUUUUCUUCACCUUACUCAAGAACAUCGGCGGUUCCAUUCUUGGCUGGCCGGUUUCCUGAAAAGUCGUUGCCUCCCGCCGCUUGUUGUCCCGUGUCGACUCCACAAAGAGGAGAGUCUGCCUUUUCAGAGAUACAGUUCCAGCAGACUUUGAGGCCUCUGUCGUUUCCACCGGGCGACGUAGCAGGUUAGCCGCUCUGAGAUCCACACCACUUUCCUCGUGGAGAUGCGCUGCAUUUCCUUUCGGUUCCCGUGAUGCGGGACUUGUCCGUGCCUCCGUUUCUCGUUUCGUCUAGUGUUUGUUUUCUGGGCAUCGCUGCUUCUCUUCGCUGCGGAGUGCCCCUUCGACCAGCUGCUUCAACAGUUUCCCCAGUCGUGCUUCAUUCAUUUCCUGUUUCGUCGAGGAAGGAAGGAGAGCAGCUGCAAGAACCGUCUCGGAGAAGACGAGGUCGGAGCAAGACACUGCAUGCGAGGGGAAACUCCAAGGGCGUAUCAGGACUUGGCAAAGAAGGGGGACGUUGAGUUCAGGUUUCAGAGGAAAAUCCGAGAUCGACCUGGAAACAAACUCGACACCAUGACGCCGAUUCGGCUCAACGUCUACCGGCUUACAGGCACCUUGUCGGUUCCCCCUCUCUGCGGGUGCUGUGCUGCGUAUCACACAGGCGUCCAGAUCGAUGCAUGCGAAUAUACGUUUGCUCAAGGCGCGGGAGUAGUUGUCUCUGACUUCGACCCCGUGCUCAACGGACCGCAUGCGCGGGUGUCUCUGUCUGGCGAAGCUUCCGGCGUCGACGAGGAGGAGGACGCUGUGUUCGUCUACUCGCUGGACAUGGGAGUCUCGCCGUUGAACCGCGCCCAGAUCGCGGCGGAGAUCGAAACGCUUCGGAGGGAAUUCGCCGGAGAAAACUACCACAUCCUCGAGAGAAACUGCAACCAUUUCUGCGACGAACUCUGCAAGCGCCUUGUCGGAAAAAGAAUUCCCUCGUACCUCAACCGAGCUGCCUGGUUAGGCAGGUGGAUCAGCUGCCUCUUUCCGCCAGGCUCGCUGUUGGGGCCGCGCCUCCCAGAGGCAGUGGAGCCCAGAGGAACGAGCCUGCAGCUCUUCGAAGGCUCUGGCCAGCGACUCGGCAGAGAGAGCUGGACCGCUUCUUCUCAAGGCCUCCUCUCCUGUCCCCUCCCUCCACCCCAAAUGUUCUCAGGCGUCCUGCGCCGCCUCUCCGAGCAGCGGUCAGGGGAAGAAGACGAUCGUUUCCCUCAACCAAAUUCACAAACAAUCUUCCUCCCCGCGGACGACGCCGCUGCCCUCGAGUUCUCCCGGGCGCUCCUCGCAGAUGCAGCGAAGGCACGACUGGAAAGACAGAAGGGAAGGUAACCCAGGAGAGACGCUCGUGGACGCGAAACGGCUCAAGGGAGACAAAGAAAACGAAUGCAGUUGAGAUGAGUAAACGCAAAAAGCUGCAGCAAACAGGAAGAGGGGGAGACGCAGUGGGAGAGGAGGGAGAAAGAGAAGCGGAGAGAAGAGAAGAAGAAAGAGCAAUGGAGGAGUCGGCAGAGAGGCAGAAGGAAUCAGAGAGGGGAGAAUGAAUAGACCUAGAGUUAGAGAGAGGGAAAAACAGAGGGCGACCUCUCAGACGGAUAGCAGGGGCGAGGGAGACGCGAGGCGGAAGACAACGGCAAGACACACAGAGAGAGGAGAAGUAGGAAAGGUGCUAGCGAGGAAGGGGGAACGGUGAAGCAAGAAUGACAGCGAAACACAAUGAGAUGAAGAGGACUACGCGAAAAAAAUGUGUAGAGAGCAUGAGCGGAAGACGCGCCGAGAAAGCCAUAGGAGUGAGAGGCCUUUUAUCUUCUGUGGCUUGCUCGAAGGCAUGGUGUACGCCCACCUACUUCCCAACUCACUGAAAAGAUCGGAAAGACGGUUGUUGCUGUAGCGAGAGAGUGUUCACUUUCACCUCGUUUUCGGUUUCCGGAUUGUCUGCUCCAAAGUCGAACCCAACAGAACGCUCGACAUCAAAGCAAUGCAGCUG
Messenger RNA from Toxoplasma gondii ME49, 2593 nucleotides. RefSeq names its product EREBP-4 family protein. The transcript is spliced from 4 exons. Gene Ontology annotation, molecular function: deubiquitinase activity. Gene Ontology annotation, biological process: protein deubiquitination. The record is from RefSeq and is a predicted model, not a curated record. The coding region runs from base 1036 to 1938 and encodes 300 amino acids. Lineage: Eukaryota; Apicomplexa; Conoidasida; Eucoccidiorida; Sarcocystidae.